ACAAAACAACCGGAAAUGUUCUGGGGAUUUAGCGAAGCGCUUGAUCUCUUUGAGGAGUACCGUAAAUCACAGGACCAGACCGCAGAACCACCCAGCGAACUUAACAUCCUACUCUUCGGGCUGGGUGAUCCACGGCACGUGCUGAAAAGUGCAUCCAAAACGUUCAAACAUUCGACCAAGUUGAGUUUCGUCCUGCUGGAAGGAUGUCUAGAGUUGGUAGCAAGAAACCUGCUGUUGACGUGCAUCGCCUUCGAAAGUGGCCAACAUUUGUCGGUGAAGGGAAAAACCCAUCUGUUCAUGGACGUUUUUGGUAACACACUGCUGCGACCGUUUUCCAAUGGAUAUAUCAACGCAAAGGCCAAGGUGCUGACCAACGUGGUGACGGAUGCGGACUAUGCCGAAAGAGUGGCACCGAUUUUUUUGCUCGACGGGUUGCGAUAUAGGGAGCGGGACCACCUGGAGAAUGUGUUCAAUUUUUGGAUCAACCACGAGAAGCACGUGUUCAAUGUUUCGCAUUAUUGGGAUGCUAGAGUGCGAGCCAUGCUGGGCACCAGAUACGACCACAAAAUGGGCGCCUUCGAUUGGGACCUAUACAUGAGACUGCGCGAAAAUGGCGCCAGCCAAAUUUGCCCUCAGGAGUACAAGCAUUGGCGCAGUACCGGAAUAGCUUUUACCUUCCCGGAGUACGAACAAAGUGACCCGAACAAAACGUUCGCUGUGGGUUUGGCCCGCAACGGAGAUGGUUAUAUGCAUCGCGGAGUGGUUGGCGAUGUCAGUACUGGUCCAUAUGGACCGUUUGGAUUGAAAUGCGCGGAGGAGAAGCUAACACAUUCCAUGCACGGAGUCAAUGAUUUCCGCUCAACCGAUGUGAUGGAGCGGAACGUGCUCGAAAUCAUGUAUGAGAUUCAGGAACGUAAGGGCUUUGCUCUGAACGUCAAGGACAUUCAUCAGUAUGGUUCUUAUGUCCUCGAGCAAGGUCAGAAUCUUAACAAGGAUCAAAUAAGAAUCGAGAGUAUUGAAUCUUGCAAAUACGAUGAACCUCUCAUUCCGUGCGACAGUGUAAAGAUGCGAUUCCUUUCGGUGGAAGACCUUCUCAAGAUUCAAUCUCUUCCAGAGCACAGUAACAAAUACGACAUCGUGGUCAUCGCCAGUAACUAUUUCUCAUUCCUCAAGGAAGAUUUUCCGCAACUCUUUGCCCGCAAUGCUCUUAUCUGCUUCGAAACCCGACAGCUGACAACCUUCAGCAAAGAUGAUAUCUCCCAAUUUUCGGCUCAAGUCAGAGAUUACGCCAGAACCCAUUCGCUCAAGCCGUUGACCAACUUCGCUAUCAAUGUGCCCCACUCCAUCCUCCGCUACAAGAACAUUUCUCAAACGCAAUAAAAUAAUCCCAUUUUCCACUCAGCGUA
Molecule: messenger RNA, 1406 nt
Organism: Aedes albopictus (Asian tiger mosquito)
Lineage: Eukaryota; Metazoa; Arthropoda; Insecta; Diptera; Culicidae
Gene: Dnaaf3
Product: dynein axonemal assembly factor 3 homolog
Exons: 2
Coding region: 16-1380 (454 amino acids)
Biological process (GO): motile cilium assembly; axonemal dynein complex assembly
Source: RefSeq, a predicted model, not a curated record